AUGGAAUUGGCAACGUGAUGACAACGUCGUCGCCAUGGAAGCUUCUCCUAGCCAUUGGGCUCUUGAUAGUUUCCUCAGGGCAGGUGGUGGAAGCUUCAUUCGGGGAUCAAUCGCACAUUUUCAUGGCAUGCAUACAUCACUGUUUCUUCGGUAACUGCAGCACGGACAGCGAUUUGAGCAGAUUUCAUCGGACGCAACCCUGGCAUCUUCAAUUGCUGGGCUGGGACUGCGAGGAUGAAUGCGGCCAUCAGUGUAUGUGGAAGGCCGUAGAUUAUUUUGAAGCUUUCGAGGAGCGUGUUCAGUUUCGGGGAAAAUGGCCGUUCGUCCGUUGGUUCGGACUACAAGAGCCGGCAUCUGCGGUUUUUUCUCUCUUGAACCUCUUGGCCAACUUCUACGGGUGGAGCGAAUUCAACAAACGGAUCUCAUCGAACAAUCGAUUUCACGCACUUUGGAAGUGCCAGGCUUACCUCGCAAUGAACGCUUGGUUCUGGUCGCUGGCAUUCCAUUCAAGAGAUAUUUACCUAACUGAAUCGAUGGACUACUUUGGAGCGUUCUCAAUCGUUCUGUUCUCGCUCUACGCCAUAAUCGCCAGAGUCACCAUCGAGAGAGUCGAAUCUCUGCUGCGAUUCAUCCAAGUACCGUUCGCUUGUUUCUUCCUCUAUCAUGUGUAUUACAUGAUGAAUGUGAAGUUCGAUCAUCAGUAUCACAUCGGGCUCAACAUCGUUAUUGGGAUUAUCAAUUCUAUAAUGUGGUUAUUGUGGACUUGGGCGAAUCGACGGCGUCCCUAUGUCGCUAAGUGUGCGUUUGUAGUGGUUUCAUUGUUAAUUCUGUCGUCGCUGGAAAUCCUGGAUUUUUCACCGUUGUGGUACGUUUUCGAUGCGCACUCACUGUGGCAUCUGGGAACCGCUCCCCUGCCGCUAGUCUGGUACAGAUUUCUCAUCGACGACUGUCGCUUCGAGAGCAUGAAGGUUCGCGAAACCCCGAGCCGACGGACCCUCGCCCGGCGUGGACUAGCCCGUUUGAAGGAAAUCCUGAAGGAGCUAAGCGUUCUAAACUAUAGGGACGACAGUUUUCUUAUCGAGUGAAUUUAGUCAGUGACUCCGCAUGAGGGUCGGGAGGACCAGCGAAUCAAAGUUCUCGCGUCCAUGCUAUGCAAAGACUCUAAAAGUGAGAUUCUCGCUCUUGAACACCAGCGGCAGCACAUGGUGCUCAUCACAGCUUAUUGGCCAAUAAUGCAAAAACUAUAUCAAUCUCCAAUAAGGAGCAGCUCCUAGCUCUCAAUCUCGGAAGCUCCCAUGAACUCAUAGCACUUGAGGCGAGGCUCCAAGACUUCAUGGCGUGCCGAGAAUCAAUACCGGUCAUUCAUCUCGGAGCGGAAAAAUCGGAGUAUCUCGAUCAGCCAAUCGGCGACGAUGUGCUUAUCGUCCUGAGCGACCCAAAAGCCAGGGUCAGUUUCCGUAUGGAGUCAUAUCAUUUGUCAAAGUGCCAGCGAUGGACAGGUGCUCAAUAAAUGAAGAGUAGCUUGUGUAUAUA
Molecule: messenger RNA, 1533 nt
Organism: Galendromus occidentalis (western predatory mite)
Lineage: Eukaryota; Metazoa; Arthropoda; Arachnida; Mesostigmata; Phytoseiidae
Gene: PGAP3
Product: Per1-like protein PGAP3
Exons: 7
Coding region: 18-1085 (355 amino acids)
Biological process (GO): GPI anchor biosynthetic process
Cellular component (GO): endoplasmic reticulum membrane
Molecular function (GO): hydrolase activity, acting on ester bonds
Source: RefSeq, a predicted model, not a curated record